UCAAAGUGGGUUCCUCGUCAUCGUAUUAGGUACUUGUUUUGGUAACGGUUGACGUCAUUUAAACGUAUACCCGUUUGACGGCCCAGUGUUUCACAUUUCCUGAACAACACGGGUACAGGUUUAACCUGAAAGUCUUCCUUAAACUGGAUGGACUGGCUGUUUAUUCGUCAUUCGUCAGUAUAACUUGUUUUUAAUACUGGCUGAGUGACACAUUUUAUUACUGGGUUGCUCUGGAAUAAACGUAGCACGUAAAGUUGAAAGAAAUUACAUUUCGAAGACCCCUCUUUACUCCUUUUGAGAAAUGAUAAGUAGUAUAAGCUAAACCCGUUAAGUUUUGUGUCGCUUCAACGUCAUUGAUCACAGAUAAUCCACGUGUAAAAACUUCUUGGAAUUAAAUUAGCGAAAAAUGUCAAAAAAACUGCGGAAGUUCCUUAUCUUACUGGAUAAUGAAAAUCUUCUUUAUUUUCCUGGUUCUUUUCUCUCAGGACGUAUACUUGUGGAAGUGGAAGAUCACGCUCAGGUCACCGGGCUCUUUUUGCAUGUUGUUGGGGAAGGAGUGGUGCAUUUGUCCAACAGAGGGCGUGCCGAUGUUAACGAUAAAGAAAAUUAUAUAGAUUUUCGGAUGAGACUUUUGGGAGAAGAGCAAGGUAAAUCAGAAAACAAACGCGUGGCAGUACUGUCCCCAGGUGAACAUUCUUUUCCAUUUAAAUUAGGACUCCCCCUAGGACUACCCUCAACCUUCCUAGGAAAACAUGGCUGGGUACAAUAUUACUGUAAGCUAGCACUUAAAGAGUCCUCUGGUAUUGUACACAAAAAUCAACAAGUCUUCAUUAUCAUGAACCCCAUUGACUUAAAUUUAGAACCUUCUCUUCUUAUGCAACCUUUUCACUGUGAAAUUGAAGAUACUCUUGGAGUCGGUUGUCUGUCUGUCGGUCCUGUGACAUGCACCGUCCGUCUUGACAGAGGUGGUUAUGUACCAGGAGAAAGUAUCUCCAUUUUUGCUACCAUAGAAAACAACAGUAAGACUACCAUCCGGAAGACUAGAGCAAUACUUACUGAGACGAUCCAGUACAGUUAUAAAAAUAAAAUAGUUCAGGCCGAGACCAGAGAGUUGGCGUCCUUGCAGAAAGGCCAAAUUCCAGCCAGGACAACAGACCAAUGGAAAAAUGAGCUACUCCAUAUCCCACCCCUUCCACCAACAAAUCUCCGAGGGUGUCGCCUGAUUCGCAUACAGUAUGAUGUUUAUUUCAUUAUCUAUUCAAAAGGACCAGAGAAGCAGAUAAAACUACAACUACCAAUCAUGAUGGCCACCUACCCAAUACGGAACAGCGAUGGUACUCUCCAGAGAAAAAGAGAUUCUUAUUACCCUGCAGUUCUUCCAGUGUUUCGACCAUGGCUUACUUCUAAAACCUUGGAGUAGACUAUUAUAACCCUUAAUCACGGCAUACAUAACCCUCUACUUUUACUGUCUUCGAAGUUAUUGGUUUCUGCUUCAGUUAAAAUAUUAUAUAUUGAUUCAGUUUUAUCAGCGAAUAAUGAUCGUACUGUUGUAAAUAUAGAAUAUAGUAGGUAUGGAUUAUCUUAUAUAAAUCAAUAUUUCUAAUAUGCCCGAAAAAAUAACCAUGCUUCUACGGAUAUACGUGUAAUGGUCUUAUCAUGACAACCCCGACCUCUGAAGUUUAAAGAAGCUUGACUUACUGACAGAUUUCACCGAUUCUCUACUUACCAGAUACCAGAACAUUGCUGUAUGUUAGUGCUCUUUCUUUUCUUUCAUAGAACAGAUGAAUGAGUAGUUAUAUAUAACGAUUACAAUUCUAUCUGUGGACUAUGUGUUUGUCCAAUGAUUUUGGUCAUCUGAGUGAAGGUAUAUAUAUUCAAACAGUUCGGUAUUACCUUUCGCGAUAACAACACUGAUUCAAUGUUACAAUAUUUUACAUCCACUAAUUGAUAAGUCUCUUUUGGAUAUGGAAAGACUGAUAAAAUAUUUUCCAUUUGGAAAUAAACUAACUUUUAAUAUCGAUUCACAAUUCACUAAAAUGGUUCACUGUUUUAUACAAAGAUAAUUAUAAGGGUGAAAAAGUAAAUCUGAAAAACAAAUACUAUAAUAUUUUAAAUCUUUAAAUUCAAACAAGCCAGAAUUCGCAAGCAUAGCCCUUUGUAGCAAUCUUUGGUGCAUAUGUGAUCAAAUGUUACUCUUUUUUAAUGAACUUAAGCUUUUGAAUAGUUAAAAUUAAGCAAUGGAAAAGGCUAAUUACUUAAAAUGAAUGAUUUUACACUUUUCAUGAUUACAGCUUAUAAAAUAUGGAAUUUCAAUAAGUCUAAUCAAAUAGAUAAUGUUUUAUUAGUACUUUUAUAUUAUAGAUAAAUAAACUAUGAUCAAAUAAACACUUCUAACGUGUUUUCGUUCUAUGCAUUUAGGACAAGUCUAAAGCGUGAGUAUUUAAGAUGUUAAAUAUUAAAAAGAACUGAGUUUCCAUUUAAAGAGAACCAAAUAACUUGUUAGUUACGUAUGAAAUAAGCACAUUCAUCACGAACAUGAACACGUAAUGGACUUUCACUUUCAGUGUUUCUUGUUUCUAAACUUGCUUAAAUAACUUUGUGUGCAAUUUUGUAAGUUAUUUGGUUCCGAAAAAAUAACCCGCGAAAGUGUUCUAAUUAACCUGUUAUUUUGUUUUUAUUUCUUGUUAGGCUUAGUAUUACUAGCUUUGUGUGCAUUUUAUAAUUAUUUUAAAUGAAUAUAACCUGAGAUAUACUUCAAUAUUUCCCGCUAAUUUGGCAUUUUGUAAAAAAUAUAACAUAGAGAAGGCAUUUCGUUUCAAUUUUUGUCCUGUUUAAACUUUAUUUCCAAGUUUGUGUUUAUUUCCCUAAGUUUCCUUAUGAAGAUAAAUCCUGGUAAGUUCCUCUUCAUUGUUUUUCCAUAACUAGAUAAUAUCCACUGUUUUCUUAUGUCACUAGUUAUACAAUAAAAGAAGUAUCACUAAGUCAUUUUUCAUUGCAUGUAUAGUUCAGGUAAACGUAAACAGUGGCAUCAUUAAAAGAUUAAAAAAUAUAUAUUUAUAAAAGUAGGAAGGGGCGGCGUCUCACGAAGAAUAGUAUGUUUUUUGUUUCUUAUCAUAACGCUAAUAUUCAAGUUUCUAUAACCACUGUGGGCAGAGCACAGUGUAACUCUGUGCUAAACAGCAAAGAAGAGAAAAAAGAAUUAAAAAAAGGACAUUUUAACGUAACUUUAACCCUUCGUUAUUUUUCAUUAUUUAUAAUAUCCUAUAAAAUAUUGAAUAAAAUAAUGAAUAUAUUUGUUCUGUAUUUUAAUAACAGUUUUAUGAACGUUAUCUUUUGGU
This is a messenger RNA of Limulus polyphemus (Atlantic horseshoe crab), 3338 nucleotides long. Its product is annotated as arrestin domain-containing protein 4-like. The coding region runs from base 407 to 1420 and encodes 337 amino acids. The record is from RefSeq and is a predicted model, not a curated record. Gene Ontology annotation, cellular component: cytoplasm. NCBI's taxonomy places the organism in Eukaryota, Metazoa, Arthropoda, Merostomata, Xiphosura, Limulidae. The transcript is spliced from 6 exons. Gene Ontology annotation, biological process: protein transport.